Molecule: messenger RNA, 4030 nt
Organism: Silurus meridionalis
Lineage: Eukaryota; Metazoa; Chordata; Actinopteri; Siluriformes; Siluridae
Product: CREB-regulated transcription coactivator 2-like
Exons: 15
Coding region: 1027-3489 (820 amino acids)
Biological process (GO): positive regulation of transcription by RNA polymerase II; protein homotetramerization
Cellular component (GO): nucleus; cytoplasm
Molecular function (GO): cAMP response element binding protein binding
Source: RefSeq, a predicted model, not a curated record
AAAUAUAGGUUUAUUCACAAAAGGGGUGGCACAUCUGGUAGCAUUGUUGCCUCAGCUCCAGUUUUACAGUUCAUCCAGUUUCUCCAGUUUCCUCCCACACAGUCCAUCAUGUCAGUCAAUAGAUUAGCUUUUCGAUUUGAGAAUAUGUCUGCAUUGUGCAAAGUGAUGAACUGGUAUCUCAUUCAGGGUGUAUUCCUGGGAUUCUCCAGAUGUACCAUAAGCCUGAGCAGCAGUUACUUACACAAAUAAACAUUUUUUUUUUUUAAAGAACAAAUUUCUUUUAAAACAUUAAUUUUCUGAGAAUAUAUCAAUGAAAAUAUGUUCUAGUAGAUGAAAAUAUUAACUAUUAAUGCAUCAUUAGGGGUGGGUGAUAGGGGCGAAAUUUUAUAAUGCGUCCAAAAGACAUUAAGCGUAUUACCCACAUAUAGGUUUAUACACAAACAGCCAGAGAAACAGUAUUUUAGUUAGACUAUAUUAUCUAUUUUAUCAAUAUCAAAUAAUUGGUAUUAAAAUAAAAUAAUUAUAUUGAAAUAAACGAAGAAUGAGUCGGUUUGUAUAAUAAACAAUGUUUCUCACUGCUUUCAGUCAGUUUGCAUUAAUAAUAAUAAUAAUAAUAAUAAUAAUAAUAAUAAUAAAGACAGAGAAGAGAAAUGUCACGAUAUCUCAGAAAAGUGUAUUGUGAGAUCGUUUAUCACGAUACCGAUAUGUUCUUGUCAUAUUGCCCAGUCCUGAGUGUAAACUUUAUAUUUCGGGUGUGUGUGUGUGUGUGUGUGUGUGGUCGGUCUAAGACACUCCCUGUAUUGUAGACAGUCGCUUCUUACGCACGACGAUCUAAAGACAAGUAUGUUGAGUAUUUAUGAGCAUCCUCAAGUAAAGCGUGUGUUUGCGUGUGUGCGCGUGUGUGUUGUGUGAUCGCGCCCACGGCGGCUCUUCGUCACUCCCCACUCCCUUCCGAGAGCCCUCCUCUUCCCUCAGUAGGCUGAACGCUCGGCCUGGAUGUGGGCUGAAAACAGCGGCUUGUAGAAGAUGUCCGCCGCGGGUGCUGGAGCUUGCGGACCCGGACCUGGAGCCGGUAGCGCUCACGUAUCCGGAGUCUCCAACCCUCGGAAGUUCAGUGAGAAAAUCGCCCUACACACUCAGCGCCAGGCCGAGGAGACCGCCGCCUUCCAGGAGGUCAUGAUGGACAUCACCUCCACCCGGAUUCAGGCUCAGAAAGUGCGACUGGCAAGAACACAGGGUCCUUACUAUGGAGGCUCUUUGCCAAAUGUCAAUCAGAUAGGCAGGAACAUGGCCGACCUCCAGGGCUCGUUUCACUCGACCUUGGAAUCCAACCGAUCCACACGACACCAUGGCCUGGUGGAGAGAGUCCCCAGAGACCGACGCUUCGCCUCCCCCAGCCGACCGUACAGGAGACACAUGGACAACUCUUACUGCAACUCUGCAUACCUGUCUCCGCCCCCUGACCCGAGCUGGAGAAGGAACUGGUCCAGUAAUUUCUCCAUGGACAAGAACCCAUUGUUCCGUCUUCCCACCACAGCACUCAACAGAACGAACUCGGACUCCGCUCUGCACACCAGUGUGAUGAACCCUCCCACAGGAGAUCCAUUCAAUGCAGGACACACCCUAAACCCACACGGGAGACACGGCGGUGUGACUGAGAGUGAAGGGAGGAGAAUGUUUCCAUACCCAGUCCCUCCCAUAGAGGAGAAUGUAUUAGAUGAAGGCAAGCUUCUAAAACCAUGGGACUCAAAGAAGUUACCCAUGCUGUCCUCACGACCAAAGUCUUGUGAAGUCCCUGGAAUCAAUAUAUUUCCUUCGCCGGAUCAGCAGUCCAAUGCCUCUCAUGUCCAAUCGGCUUUGAAUACUGGAGGUUCACUGCCUGAUCUUUCCAGUCUGCAUUUCCCUUCACCGCUGCCAACGCCGCUCGACCCAGACGAGCCGGGCUACCCCUCCCUCAGCGGGGGCAACAGCACUGGCAACCUAGCAUCCACCCUCACUCAGCUCGGCAUCAAUACCACAAAUGCCUUCAACUCUCCAGGUCUGAUGGCCUCUCUGCAGGGCACAUUCAGUAACCCUACUCUCCAGUCUUCACUUAGCAACCCUAACAUCCAGUCAUCUUUAAACAACCAUUCUUUCCCCAACUCCCUUAGCUCUGCCUCACUGCAGUCAUCACUAAGCAAUCCUUCCUUGCAGUCAUCCCUUAGCUCCUCCCCUUCUUUGCAGUCGUCCCUUAGCAAUCAAUCCCUUCAUUCCUCACUGAGUAACUCUUCUCUAAGUGCUCAGUCCCUCCCAUCAGUGAAUAGUGGCAUGGGAUCAGGCCAGUGUUUGAGUUCCUAUCCUACGUUGUUACCCAGCCAGGUGCAGCAACAGUUAAGCUCCUCCCCCCGCAGGCGGGGCCAGCUUUCACCGCUUAACCUGCCCCUGGGCCCAGAUUCCCGCAGGCACCACCCCAAACAGUUCUCACCCACCAUCUCAACCACGUUGACUUCAAUCACACAGGGCGUUCCUCUAGAUACCAGCAAGCUUCCGACGGACCAGAGGUUACCACCAUAUCCUUUCGCACAGUCUCAGCCAGGCCAGAGCAAUGAUGCUCAGAAAGGCUGUUCCUCACCACAGUCUGGCCAGCCACCGGUCCAGCACCAACAAUUACAGCAACAUCAGCAGACUGCUCAGCCUCCCCUGUGCCACUCCCACCCACAUACACAACACCCACAACCCAUGCAGCUGCACAUGCAAAACAUGCACAACCUGUGUAAAACGCAGAACUUUCCAUUUGAACACGUCCAACGACAACAGGGCUCCCAUCUCCAGCCGCAGCCGAAUCAAAACCGCAGCACAGGAGACGCGCCAGGGCCAGUGAACUCGCAGAGCUCGCAGAAACCUGAUGUACAGACGCAGACGCAGACACAGCCUGUACAGCAAGAACAGAACCAGAAUCUUCCUCAACUUCAACAGAUCAGCCAGUCUCUCGCCAGUGAACUUGGUCUUUACAAUGAUACCUUAUUUCUGAACUCCCUUCUGGAUGAUCCAUACUUGGGCCUACAUCUCACGGGUAGGCAAAACCAGAACCAUUCUCAGCAGUACACCAUUGAUUCUCAUGGAGAGGGUUUGUCCUUUAACCACAAUCUGGACUGUGGCACCCAUAGUAAAGGGCAGGACGGCUCCUACACCAGCCACCAAGGGGUGCUAGAAUUGAUGGACUCCUCAGAUCAGCAGUUCCUCAACCCCAGUCAGAUCCAGAAUUAUGGUACUGGGCGCCACCUUGUCCCAAACAUCAUACUGACUGGAGACUCUCCUCCUGGUUUGUCUAAAGAGAUCACCAGUGCUUUGUCUGGAGUGCCAGGCUUUGAGGUGGACCCAUUCUCUUCAGACGAUGCUCUCAGGAUGGAGCCCCUGGCUCUUGAUGGCCUCAGCAUGCUCACCGAUGGAGACUUGAUGCUGGCCGACCCGGCCGUGGAGGACUCCUUUCGCUCUGACCGACUCAAAUGAACAAGAGAAGGGUGGUUGGAACGUUAAGGAGUCGGGAGACAUCCAUGCAAUCUGCGAGUAAGAAGAAUGAAGUCUAUAAGGCAUUCCAUUGGGAUUUCUCCUCACUCUCCACUUAGGCUUGAAAUCUGCUGAAGAGAUUCCUGAAAGGGACCAACUAUGUUUUUUCAUUUUUAUUUUAUUAUUAUUUUUUUUUUUAAAAGUGUUAGUUCAGCUCUUUUUGCUCUAAGCCCCAUGCACUUGCUGAGAGUUCUCUUCAGAUUUAACCAUUAAUAUAGGCAUUAGCUUGUCUAAAUCCUUUGCAUGUUGACAUGUGCACUUCAGAUUAUGUAACGUCAAGCAUGCGACGCCAACUCGCCGAAACCGUUAAAAAAUGUUUUCUAUUUAUUGUCCCCCUCAGUGUUGACUUUCGAAAAAACAAACCAAGUGUCCAGCUCAAGCAUCUGCCAAAAUGACCAACUUUACUGUGUCGCUGUAUGUCACCGAUUGUAUACUUUGCAUUGAGGGAAUGCCCCUCCACUAAAUGAGUAUUUAUUCAUUCCAA